Messenger RNA from Colletotrichum graminicola M1.001, 1383 nucleotides. RefSeq lists its product as uncharacterized. Bases 1 to 1383 code for a protein of 460 amino acids. NCBI's taxonomy places the organism in Eukaryota, Fungi, Ascomycota, Sordariomycetes, Glomerellales, Glomerellaceae. The transcript is spliced from 2 exons. Gene Ontology annotation, cellular component: membrane. The record is from RefSeq and is a predicted model, not a curated record. Gene Ontology annotation, molecular function: calcium ion binding.
AUGACGGCCACACUGGUGGUGACCAGAAGACCGACGCCCAAACUCAACAUCCCAUUAUCCGAACAAAUACAGCGAUUUGGUGAUACAUCGUCGCCAUCUGCCUUCGCGGCCUUUCCUGCAUCUGAUUUCUCAUUCUCCUUUGCCAAGGAUACCUUUUCCUAUGUCGGAGAUGGGCUGAACUACUAUGCUACCUCGGCAGACAACAGCCCUCUACCAUCCUGGAUCAAGUUCGAUGCCAGCAGCCUUACAUUCACGGGGAGAACCCCACCGUUCGAGUCAUUGCUUCAACCACCCCAGAAAUUCGAUUUCAGUCUCUCUGGGUCUGAUAUAGUUGGCUUCUCGGCUGUAUCCGUCGUGUUCUCCAUUGUUGUUGGCGUCCAUAGGCUCACGUCAGACACACCUAUCGUUCGAAUCAACGCGACUCGGAAGACAGAGAUGUCCUACACGGCUCUGGCUAACAGUAUCAAACUGGACGGCAACGCCGUUGCGCCAGCCGAUCUUGACCUUUCCGCAUCUGAACUACCGAGCUGGCUCUCGGUCGAUAAUACAACACUCGAGAUACAAGGAACCCCCCCUGAUGAUGCGCAAUCUUCAAACUCGACACUCACUUUCCGAGAUAAUUACGCCAAUACCCUCGACAUUCUUCUAUCCAUCACUAUUACAACCCAAAUCUUUCGUAAUACAAGCUUGGCAUUCGAAGCUACGCCGGGAGAGGAGUUCUCAUUUGAUAUUGAACCCUAUCUCUGGCUGCCUUCAGAUAUCGAGCUAGAACUCGAUACUCCGGAAUCUUGGAUCAAAGUUGAGGGGCUAGUUGUGUCAGGAACGCCCCCUAGAGCUACCUUGCCGGGAAAAACCAAGAUUCUCCUAAAGGCAACAUCAAAGAGCUCCCAGGAAUCCGAGACAGCGACAGCGAAUCUCACCCUACUAUCUCUGCCCGCCAUCUCUUCGACUGUUCCCACGCCUUCAGUCACGCCUUCAGUCACGCCAACGAACACAGCGAUCAGCGAUCACUCCAAACAUGGCUUCCAACCAGGCUAUAUUGUCCUCGCCAUAUUGCUUCCCCUGCUGACCCUCGCCAUUGCUGCUUUCUUGAUCAUUUGCUGUCGCAGGAGGAGGCGACAACAAUCGGCCCACGACGAUCUCAAAAACAAGAUUUCUGAUCCUAUACCCGGCUCAUUUGUGAUAAACGGCGAGUCAAGUAGCAGAGAUGGGUCUGAACAGUCCAUUCUCGGGAGAAUGAAGCCGAAUGAGGCAAUCAAGAACACUCUCGACCAUCACUGGAUCCCGUAUGUCCCAGUCGAACAACCGCUCAUCCUAUCUCUGGAGAUCGUCCGAACGAAGCCCAACGCGGUCCGCGUCCUUCACAUCUUCUUGGCGCACUGA